Messenger RNA from Suillus fuscotomentosus, 5663 nucleotides. RefSeq lists its product as uncharacterized. The record is from RefSeq and is a predicted model, not a curated record. The coding region runs from base 135 to 5420 and encodes 1761 amino acids. The transcript has 8 exons. Lineage: Eukaryota; Fungi; Basidiomycota; Agaricomycetes; Boletales; Suillaceae. Gene Ontology annotation, molecular function: microtubule binding.
CUAGGCCUCGUUGAAUUCUGCAGGCGACCGCGCGGUCAUAAGACUCUGCUAUCUAGCGUUGCGAACAUCUGCAGGCAAUGCGACAUUUUCCUGGCUGAUAACUUUCAUAUAUUUGUUAGUCUUUAUCUUACUGGAUGUUCCCCGAGGUGCCUGGACCAAUAGCCACGCCAGCGGCUGCUUCAUGUGUUUCUCCAGAUAUGGCGUCCGGCACGCCUCCACUCGAUCAACAGGCAUUCGCUGGCUCUGAUUCGGAGCUCUCUCAAGCUCAAGUCUCGCAAAAUGAGGAGGAACAAGCGUUAGAGAUUCAUGAGGUCAUUGAGCUUCAGGCAUUCAGCGAGCGGAAAGCCUGGAUAGAAGAUAAAAUCAAAUUCUUGGAGGCACUUCCUCCUAUCGAGGUUUUUGUCGGGCUGGACGCCAUACGAACCUCCGCAGAAGACAUCCCCGGUUUACCCACGCGCGAACAGCUUCAGGAAUGGCUUGCAGAACACGACAGGAUUGAGAAAGAGACAGAAAUUUUUGACUCUGGGGAGCUCAAGAAACUUAGGGCACUCACUAAAGCGGCUACACAGAGGCAUCUUUCACCAGAAGACACUGACGUUAUCGAGCUCACUCUUACGACCAUUUAUGAACUCGACAAGCUCCUCCACCUCCUGCGGGACCGCUCCGAAAACCUUGAUCUUCUGGGUAUUAGGCUGACGUGGGAAGAGCAACGUCGCGCAGCCUGGAGUGACCGCCAGAAGAUACUUGCAGACAUUGAGAAUUUCCUCACUACUCGUGCUAGAUGGUCGCCUUCCAUUUAUGAAUUCAUGGUUAAAUCUGAAGAAAAGCCCUCAAAUCGUCGUGGCUCUGUUGCUUCCAUGGCUUCAGAUACGUCUGUUACGUCCAAUACUGGAUUCUCUCGCAGCGCCCGUUUCAAGCUUGCAGAAAUCCUUUCACGGGAUUCAGCACAGGUUGCUGGCAGGGUGUCGUCUCUUAGGCACGGAAAGGUCGCUGCGGCUGGCAAAGCUCUAGACAAGUUGAUAGACAACAGUCGCAGGGCUGACAAAGGCAUCAACGAGAUGGAACAUGUCGGCAAAUUCGUCAUGAAUAUUGUUACGCAAUGGCGGAAAGCUGAUGAAAUCUACGUCGAAACAAUGAAAGAUGAGAACGCUGCCCAAAACCUUUUGGAAGAAAUCGAAACUUCGAAGCUUUAUCACCCGACUUUCCGCCAGAGUACCAGCUUCCUUUCCCGUGCAGAGACCUUGGUGAAAAGGCUUGCUCCAACUGAGGCGAUCAGUCAAAUCUUGUCCUCAGAACUUGCUUCCACUUCAAAUCUCGUUGCCAAGGUUGAUUCUCUUGCUAAGGAGUACAGAGUUGGUUAUGAAGCUGUCAAGGAUGUCGAGUCCUUGUCCCGGUCUGCUGAUAAAUUAAUGGAAAUAUUCAACUCCGCUAUUGAUCGCCUUGAAAAUGGAGUCACUGCCUGUGAUGGUGACGGCACCCCUCCUAGUCUCAUAUCGGAGGAUUGUUUGCAUCCUACGGCUCAUUCCGUAUUCAUUACUUUCCUACCAUCAAUCACUCAAGAGGUGGAGCAAUCAUGCACUCGAGCAGACCAUCUACUGCGAGCCUUUCGGGUGGCACUUCUCAAUGCAGAGCGACCCGGUAUUGACCAAACAUUCAAGGACAAUGCCACCGCUCAGAUUGAGGCUUUAGUUGCUGUUCGCGACAAAGCUGCUGCCAUUUGCGCUGACGUGAACACAAGACUCGGCAGACUCCGUGUAGCUAGGAGAGUUUGGUCGAUCAUGGAUGGUGUUCUGAAUGAACUGGAGGACACACGGAGCGAGGUCGCCGACCUAAUGGAGAGAGAAAGAUGGAAACAGACCAAUCAAAGUGCAGAACCUCUGACUCCGGAGACGCCACCUCAAGAUGUUCUUCCUACACCCUCAGUGUCGUCUAGCGACAUAGUGGGUCGUUUAGAGGUCGUUUACCAGACCCUCACAAAUGACGUGAUGCAUCCUCUGGCUACCUUAAGUGGAAUGCUUGAGAAGCCCCUAGACGAAUUCCUCUCUCGUACCUCUGAAGGGUUAUUUGGUCACUUGGACAAUGUGAAGCAGAUGUUCGUUCUCCUGGACGCUAUUCGGUCCCAAUAUGCAGCUAUGAUCUCUUUUCAGGACAGCGUUCACGAGCUCCAGGUUCGGGUUGAGGACCUCAAGAUUCAUUAUGAUGCCACUAUCCAGGAAAUUCUUAAUGACCAACUUUGUGGGGAAAGCUUGGGUAACGCGCAGGAUCAACUAAAGGACGAGUCAAAUGUGCUCCGUAGUACUGCCGACGCCUUCACGAAUACCGUAGCUCAGCGGAUACCGUUUCUCUCUCAGCAUGUAUCCGAUCAAAGGAACGCACCUAUUCUCGUUCGGAAAAGGUUUUCGUCGGCAGGGAACAUAAAACUCAUCUCAUUCGAUGUACCAGCCGCCAUCGAACCACCCUUCACGUUACGCAGCCUUGACGACGCCGUUCGGGGAGACUCCAAUUUGCUAGUUAUGCGUCUCUUAGGGGAUGUACAAAGCCUCGAGCAGAAGACUGGACAUCUUCGGCUGGCAUGCAUGGCCAAAGAUGCUGAUUCGGAAUUGGCCUUGGUGGCUGAUGACCUGCGUGGUGUCACUGAAGAGCUUGGCUCGCUGAGAACACUUCUGGACUCUAUCUCUCGAGCAGACGAGAAGCUUACUCCGCUGCAAGAUCUAUCAGAGGAGCUUGACAGACAUUCAUCGCAACAUCGUUCUCGCUUAUCGCGCCGCCUCUCCUUGAUCCGUGAAUCCUUGCGCCAAAUGGAAUCUGUGCCUUGUUCGCACGAUCAUCGUAUCUACGAGACUCUCAUCAUGUCACGAAGAAGGGAGGUAGAUAACCUUGAGGUCAAAUUGAGUACCUGGGCCGAUAAUGCAGCUAUGCUUCGGGGCAAGCUGUCGGUUUCGCUCACCGCGGAGGCAAAACGUAUCGAGGCUGCUAAACUCAGAGAGGAACAAGAAGCGGAAGAGAGAAGGCGGCGGGUUGAACUCGAACGCAGGGAGGCAGAGGCAAAAGCCAAAGAAGAGCAAGAACGCAGAGACGCGGAGGUGAAGGCCAAAGAGGAGCAAGAAUGCAGAGAGGCAGAGGCGAAAGCCAAAGAGGAGCAUGAACGCAAAGAGGCGGAGGCAAAGGCUAAAGAGGAGCAAGAACGCAGAGAGGCAGAGGCCAAGGCCAAAGAGGAACAAGAACGCAGAGAGGCAGAGGCGAAAGUCAAACAAGAACAAGAACGCAAAGAGGCGGAGGCGAGAGUAAGAGAAGAGGAAGAGCGCAGAGAGGCAGAGGCGAAAGUCAAACAAGAACAAGAACGCAAAGAGGCGGAGGCGAGAGCAAGAGAAGAGGAAGAGCGCAAAAAGGCAGAAAGGCUAAGGAUUGAGAAGGAGCUGCGUGAUGAACAACAGGCGCGGGAAGAGCGUUUGAAGGCCGAGCAGCAGCAAGCCGAGAUGGAGCGUCAGGCGCGAGAACGCGAACGUCUUGAAGCUGAGGCUCAAAUAAAGGCGGGCAUUCAGCUACAGGAAACCGAAUACCAGAAAAGAGAUGAAUCGCAACUAUUUGAAGAUGUAUUUGGGUUGCGUAUUGCUCCUUCUCCGUCACCGACGAAAACCCAUCAGAGGGGCGAUCUGUUGGACAAGGUUGUCUCGCUGAGGAAACGACUUCGUUCUAUCGGCAUCAAUGAGGUUGCACAUCCGGCAGCUAAUUCGAAUUCUUCCAAUCAUCUACCAACUCUGGAGCAAUACGGGAAGAUGAAUGCUCUCUUUGCGUCCAUAGUUUCUGAAUUAUCCAAGCUUGCUGCAUUACCUUCUUCGAUGUCAUCCCCUGCCGCAGAUAUGGAGUUGCGAUCGGCAAAUUCGGAAGUCGAAGCAUCCACCGAGUUGAUGCAACGGAUUCGACAAUUAGCCGACCUAUCUGACGUCGCUCAUCGUUGCGAUAUGGCUCUCAGUGAUCUGCUUGAGCACAUCGACAGCUACCCUUCUCCUCCUGCUGGACCACUUUCUAGCACGCAUGUCUCGACCUCACGUUUGCCCCCAGAAGAACAACUUGCAGCUCGCCUUGCUUUCACGAAGCGCAUUGUUACUCAAGUAGCGGCAUACAUAGAAUCAGUCAAGGACGAUGCUCGCGCCAGUUCUGAAUAUCGACGUGUUCAGCAGACAUGGGUCGAGUUGGAAGAAAUGGCUCACGAUAGGAUCUGCGGCAAGAAAUCCCGUCCUGCUAGUGUCCUCAGCUCUGGUAGGAAUAGCAGUGCAUCUGGUAUCAGCUCUGGGGCGACUGGUCACACCAGAAAGGCCAGUGGUUAUUCCAAUCUCUCAGUAAGAGGAUCUGCCAAUGGGCGUUUCCUAGCUCCAGCGCACCCAAGCCCCCGCCGAGUAGCGUCUGGCGAUUUGCAAACUCGACCCCGGCCGUCCAGCAAACUUUCUAUGCUAUCUACCGCUAGCAUGUCAAGAUCAGUGUCACUAGCAGGGCCAAUAGCAACGCCUUCCUCAUCAUCUUCUUUGCACGGUUCAACUUUUGCAUCUCGUCAGCGUACUGCUAGUCUAUCUGGUAAUGCAACUCCCAACACACCGACGAAGCAACCUCCAGUUCCUACCCGUCCCCGGGCGCAGACACGUUCGAGGGCCUCCCCCACACCUUCGGAAGCUUCUGUCGUCGCACGGUCCACCGCAAGUCACUCAAGGUCAUCUUCAUCCAUGUCCACGUGGGCCCGCGCACCGCGACAGUCAUUUCCCACGUCAAACAAGGUCCAGACACCCCCGAAGAAAACGCAGCCACAAACGCGGAAAACCUACGUUGCUAAUCCCAAGAACAAGCUGGACGUCGCGGUUGGAGACGUCGUCAACAAAUUGCCAGUCAACAUCAAUAUCGAGGUAGUCGCCGACACUUGGAAGGAUCAAAGCGGGAAGUACUGGAUUGGUGAUCAAGAGCCAAAGCUAUGCUUUUGUCGCAUAUUGCGCUCGCAAACUGUUAUGGUGCGUGUUGGUGGUGGUUGGCAAGAAUUAUCAAAGUUUAUCAAAGAUCACUUCGCAGAUGUGUUUCGUAUCAUACCUCCAGAGUCUCCUCCCAAAUUUGGCUCUCCCCGCUUUGGAUCUCGGGAAGAAAAGUGGAUUAGCUCCGCGACUUUGCUCGAAGCGCCUGAAAUUGUGACCACUCCUCCCCCUUGCACCCCCGAACCUAGAGGACCUUUCCUUCCUUCCUUCACCAUCUCGACUCCAGGAGCGCAUAGUCCACAUUCAGUGAAGUCUACACCAUCAUCGGGGUCUCCCUUGGCUCCGCUUCAGUUUCUGAGGCGAGCGGAUCCUGAUGCAAUGCGCCCAGUAACACCAUCGAAACCACAUCGACCUCGAAAAAGCAUUCCUAACACCCCAGCUCGGCAUAAUCUAUGGAGACCAUGAUAACCUACAAUUUCUUCUACUCGCACAUUAUAGGACUGACUCUAUUGCCGAUACCUAUUAAUUAGAUAUUUGCGUUUCAUGUAUCAAACACAAUUGCUGAUACCACUAAGUUGCACCACUUUUUUUGUUAUGUAUUCGUUUUGUUGUUUAGGCUUUGUUAACAUCGCCGAGCAUGAUUGCCACCGGACUCGGAUACUGUGAACUACAGUAGUUUCCUUUUAUGAACAAUUUUAAAUCCAAAGC